Messenger RNA from Coccinella septempunctata (seven-spotted ladybird), 1045 nucleotides. Its product is annotated as methylglutaconyl-CoA hydratase, mitochondrial. Gene Ontology annotation, molecular function: enoyl-CoA hydratase activity. Lineage: Eukaryota; Metazoa; Arthropoda; Insecta; Coleoptera; Coccinellidae. Gene Ontology annotation, biological process: fatty acid beta-oxidation. The transcript is spliced from 4 exons. The record is from RefSeq and is a predicted model, not a curated record. Gene Ontology annotation, cellular component: mitochondrion. Bases 139 to 1002 code for a protein of 287 amino acids.
UGUGUCGCCGCCACUGAUGCAGUUGAAUGGCCAAUUACAGCUGAUAAGAUAAAAGCAGAGAGAAACAACUGCACUAUAAUCUGUGAUAGAACAUAAUUGGUUAUUAUUGUGUGGGAAUGUGGGAUUGAAGAAUACAGAAUGAUGAACUUUUCAAAAAUUAUGUUUGUCUCCAGGAAUUAUAUGAGGCAUUAUUCAGUGGAAAGUAAAGAACUAGUGGUAGAAAAACUUACUGAGAAGUAUAGCGGUGUGACAGUGAUCGGAAUGAAUAGGCCGGAGAAGAAAAACGCAUUGGGUUUAAAUUUAGUGAACAAAUUGGAGCUGGAGGUUGAAAGACUUAAUUCCGAUGAAAAAGCGAGAAUUUUAAUUAUACGGAGCUUAGUUGAUGGAGUAUUCUGUUCUGGGGCCGAUUUGAAGGAAAGGUCAAAGAUGACUAACCAUGAAAUAACACUGUUUUUACACAAACUAAAAUCGGUAACUAAUAAGAUACAAAAUCUUUGUGUACCAGUUAUUGCAGCAAUGGAUGGUUCAGCAUUCGGUGGUGGUUUGGAACUAGCUCUAGCCUGUGAUUUACGGAUAGCUUCAAGGUGUACGAAACUUGGUUUGGUAGAAACCAAACUUGCUAUUAUUCCUGGAGCCGGUGGCACCCAGAGAUUACCACGCCUCGUCAAUCCGGCCAUAGCUAAAGAACUUAUUUUCACUGGAAGAGUAUUGGAUGGUAAACAAGCGGAAGAUUUAGGAAUGGUGAAUCAUGCAGUGGAACAAAAUACAAGUGGUAAUAGUGCUUACAUGAAAUCGCUGGAAUUAUGUGAGGAGAUUCUUCAAAAUGGUCCGGUUGCUUUGAAGAUGGCCAAGCUAGCCAUAAAUAGAGGCUUGGAGACGAAUAUUGAUACUGGAAUGGCUAUCGAAACCGCGUGUUAUGCGCAACUAAUCCCGACUAAAGAUAGGAUAGAAGCUUUGGAGGCAUUCCAAAACAAAAGGAAACCCAAUUUUAGAGGGAAAUGAAAUUUCAUAAGAAAAUGUUCAUAAAUAUACAAUUGGAAACGUU